This is a messenger RNA of Rotaria socialis, 495 nucleotides long. The record is from the annotation of a GenBank genome assembly. Lineage: Eukaryota; Metazoa; Rotifera; Eurotatoria; Philodinida; Philodinidae.
AUGCAACAAUCAUAUAUAGCCGAGAUCAAGAAAAGAUCCGAUCCACAUGAUGUUGUAAUUGUGCAAAUGGACUUUGCACAAAAUUUCGCUUUGAUAUCUCAACAUGAAGUACAGUCUGCUCAUUUUGAUAAGCCACAAGCGACUGUUCUCACCAUAUUUGUUGUACUCGGAUCAGAGCACAAGAGUUUUGUGAUAAUUAGUGAUUAUCUCGAACACGACACCAAAUUCGUCUACUUCGCUCAGCAGUUGGUGGUCUCAACUGUGAAGCAGAUAGCACCACGUGUUCGUCUAAUCAACUACGUUACCGAUGGUGCGCCAUCACAUUUCAAGAACCGACAUAACAUUCUCAACCUUUCAUUUCAUGAAAUUGAUUUUGGAGUACGCUCCAUAUGGACAUUCACCGCAACCUCACAUGGGAAAGGGCCGGUGGAUGGAUUGGGAGCAGCAGUAAAGUCAACCGCAACUAGAUAUCUCAUGCGGCAUGGACCUGAAUAA